AUGAACAGUCAGAAGCUAGCAUCUACUCUUAUUCUUUCUUCUGUAUUCCGGUGCAUGACAGUUAAAGGGGACACUGAAGACUUUAAAAGCAAGAUCAAGCAGGAAGCAAUUAUUGAAACAAAAGAAGAAUUCCUGUACCUCAUUAGAAGAAUGCAGAAAUUGCAGGAAAUUAAGCCAAUCACAGACUUAUCAUUGUUUAAGAGUGGGAUUGAGCCUAUGUGGGAGGAUCCAUGCAAUAUAAAUGGUGGUAAGUGGAUUAUUAAAAUAAAGAAGAACACAGCAGAGCAGAGACUAUUUGAGAGUCUCUUUGUGUGGAUGGCUCUUGUUCCCUUUGCCUCAAUGGAAGUGAAUGGGAUUGUAGUGAGUGUAAGAGGGCACCAUACAAUUCUUUCCCUUUGGACAAAGACAUGCGGGACAGAAGAGGAAAUGGCAGCACAGGAGAAGGAGAUCCGGGAUAAGUUAGAAUUAAAACAUGCAAUCCCAGUGACCUUCAAAGGAAAUGAUGAGUCCCUAAAGGAUAAGUCAUCCUUCCGGUAUAUAGUCAAGGAUAAGGUACCUAAAUAA
Messenger RNA from Nematocida ausubeli, 564 nucleotides. RefSeq lists its product as uncharacterized. Gene Ontology annotation, molecular function: RNA 7-methylguanosine cap binding; translation initiation factor activity. Gene Ontology annotation, cellular component: eukaryotic translation initiation factor 4F complex; cytoplasm. The transcript has a single exon. Gene Ontology annotation, biological process: translational initiation. Lineage: Eukaryota; Fungi; Microsporidia. The record is from RefSeq and is a predicted model, not a curated record. The coding region runs from base 1 to 564 and encodes 187 amino acids.